Molecule: messenger RNA, 2090 nt
Organism: Solenopsis invicta (red fire ant)
Lineage: Eukaryota; Metazoa; Arthropoda; Insecta; Hymenoptera; Formicidae
Product: sugar transporter ERD6-like 6
Exons: 2
Coding region: 502-1944 (480 amino acids)
Biological process (GO): transmembrane transport
Cellular component (GO): membrane
Molecular function (GO): transmembrane transporter activity
Source: RefSeq, a predicted model, not a curated record
UGCAGAUAUUUGAACACGUUAUUGAUAGAUACGAAAUCGAAGAUAAAAAUCGCUUGAUAACCUAGUCUUGGAUAUAUUUUGAAAUGUAUUUAUGCUACCAUAAAUCUCGUAAAUCACACUUGCAAUUACCACAGUACCUACUGCGUUAUCUCGUACGCAUAGGGAUACAAUAUCAUGUUUAUUCCGUCACGUUCUUGUAGCGCUCUACUUUAAUGUACUGCGAGAAUGCAGGAUCACGCAAGGUGCUCGCUUUUGUAAGAAUUUUGAUGUAAUUUUGUCAAGAUGGGUGCUGACGCCAAGCAGGGAAGAUAUACGACGCCAGAGGGCUCAAAGAGAUGGGAGUAUCUGAUUGCCUUUAAUUGUAAGAGCAAUUUUUGUUCUAAUUUUUGCUUGAAACGAUCGUCACUAUGACCAAUAAUUCUCUAUUGUUUUUGCUGAUUAUUAUUGCUGUCGGCGAUCUCCCACUCGAUUGACUGAACGUCACGAUUACAUGGUGCAAUUAUGCGAAAUCGAGGUUCAAUUAUAAGCUUGUGCAUCGGAGCGAUCAUAGGAUGGGAUUCGCCAAGCAGCGUGAAACUAAUGGCGCCGGACUCGUCUAUCCCGGCUACCGUCUCCAAUGUUUCCACCCUCGUAGCCAUGGGCGCCAUCGGUCAGAUACUGGGACCGAUAAUUAACCAACUUAUAGUCGACAGAAUAGGCCGAAGAAAGACUAUCUUAUUUAACGGAAUAAUGUCGAUCAUCUGCUGGGGCUUGAUUACGGUCGCUACGAACAUCUGGGUGAGCAAAAGUAUCUUUGCGAAACAUUGUGAAUUUUUCUAUGUGAUUCCUCUCUACUUUUUUAAGCUGAUGAGCUUCUUUAAUAAUACAAGUUUGUUUUUACUACAGUUUCUCUACUUAGGCAGGUUAAUGGGUGGUCUGUGCUUGGGUCAAUUCAUAUGUGUAUUCACGAUGUAUAUCGGAGAAAUUGCGUCCCCAAGUACACGAGGCGCCGGAGGAACCGCAAAUACGAUUACGUUUAACUUAGGCAUUUUUGUAAUGUUCGUCGUUGCGCCGUAUCUAUCGAUAUCAGCGGCGGCGGCAAUCUGGCUGGCCGUGUCUGUCGGUUUCACGAUCGCUUUCUGGUUCAUGCCGGAAUCGCCGUACUACUUGGUCAUGACGAAUAAAAUUGACGAGGCGGAGGCGGCGUUGGAGAAGCUGCGCGGUAAGGUGGACGUCUCGGAAGAAUUGCAGACGAUCGUCAGGUCGAUGUCCGACGAAAAGCAUCGGCGAAAGACUGGCGGCAUCAGGAAGCUGAUGACUACGCGCGCCAAUCUACGCGCCUUUAUCAUCGUCAAUAUUAUCACGAUCACCAAUGAAGUCGGCGGCUUCUUCCUGUUGCUCGCGUACAGUCGGAUUCUCUUCAAGUCAGCUCAGCUUCAGAUUAUCUCCGAUUAUACGGCCAAUAUCAUGCUCGGCGUGAUACAGGUGAUCUCUGCGACAAUUACCAUCUUCUUGAUCGAUAAGCUGGGUCGCAAGCCAUUAAUACUCUUUUCUGGCUUGAUUGCCGCCGCGUCAAACUUCGUCAUCGGCAUCUUCUUUUAUGCGAAGGAGUAUCUGAACGCGGACGUGUCUGCGUAUUCAACGGCGUUGUUAAUCGCGGCGAUGCUUCUGGUAUUUGCCUUCAAUUGUGGCUUGCUUCCUAUAAAGAUGAUCUUCAUGUCUGAAAUGUUUGCCACCGAGGUUAAGGCUCUCGCCACAUGCCUUCUCGUUAUCGCCAGCGGCUGUUUUGCCGUGAUAGCGGCGAAAGCUUACAUUCUGGUGGCUGUCACGUGGAACUACGGCCACUCGGUGCCUUACCUGGCAUUCUUCGCGAUCGUGACGGUAUGCACCAUUCUGAUUCAUCGCCUCUCGCCUGAGACGAAAGGCAAGACCUUUGUGCAGAUACAAAAGGAGUUGAAUGAUUGAAGCUGCGUUCGAAAGAUGAAGAAUCGGCGCUCCCAGUUCGACCUGGAAAAGGAUCCUCUAUUGGAUACCAAAGGAGCAUAUUGCUUCUCGUAAAUUGUGCGUCUUAAAGAGAGAUAAUGGGUACUAUAUGAGAUCUUGCCACGAAA